Patiria miniata (bat star) is the source of this 2274-nucleotide messenger RNA. RefSeq names its product monocarboxylate transporter 12-like. Gene Ontology annotation, biological process: transmembrane transport. The record is from RefSeq and is a predicted model, not a curated record. The transcript has 5 exons. NCBI's taxonomy places the organism in Eukaryota, Metazoa, Echinodermata, Asteroidea, Valvatida, Asterinidae. Gene Ontology annotation, molecular function: monocarboxylic acid transmembrane transporter activity. Bases 69 to 1352 code for a protein of 427 amino acids.
ACAGCUCGUAUGGUGUUGACUCUUGGAUCAUUCAAUCUGAGUUUCUGGACAAGUUGCUCACUGAUACGAUGAACACAGAUGGAAGCUAUGGCUGGGUGGUUGUUUGGGCCACAUUUGCGGCCACCCUUCUCGAAUUUGGCACAUUCAAGAGUUUCAGCAUAUUUCUGACCCCUGUUCACGAAUCGUUGGACUGCCCAGUAACCGUCGUUGGUACAGUCUUCGCCAUGGUACAAACCAUUUGCUACCUAAUGGUGCCAUUGACCGGUAAAGCAACCACUUACUACGGUUGCCGUUGCUUCGUCGUGGCCGGUGGCGCCUUCAAUUUUGCUGGGCUCUUGGUCAGCUCUGUUUCUACAUCUAUUGGACCAUUUGCCGUUGGUAUGACGCUGUUAGGCAUUGGCUUUGGAUUGUCCUACACACCGUUAGUCAUCACUGUAUUUAUGUAUUUCCCAACGAGGUUCGCCUUAGCCAAUGGCGUUUUAACUUCUGGAGCGGCGAUUGGUAUGAUGGUUAUACCCCCUCUAGCGGAGUUACUGAUCGCUACAUACGGAUGGCCCUGGGCGAUGGCCCUUCUUGCUGCAGUCAAUUUCAACGUGUGUGCUUGUGGAGCUUUGGUGAGACCGCCCUCAGCGAUAUACAGAAAGCUUAGAGGUGUUCAAGACGAUGAGGACCCAUCUGGUGUUUCAAAUACGACACAGCUGACAUUUCGUGACCGUGUUUUCGCAUUCCUGAAAGAUAUCCCUGAGAAACUCUCUCUGGAUAUCGUGGUGUUGGCGCCAAUGUACAACAUUUAUUUGCUUCUGUGGUUUCUGAACGGCUUAGUGUACAGCGCUUGGCUGAUCUACCUGAUUCCACACGCCAUCUCGCGAGGAAUCGAUAGUAGCUGGGCUGGUUUCUUGGCGACAGCGGGCGGUAUAGGCAACCUGGUGGUUAGAGUGGUUCACGGCCCGGCUAUUGAUAGAGGCUACAUAACUGCCGUCAGGUUGUUCAUUCUGCUGACAGUGAUGAACGCAAUAGCUUUCUAUGUGGAUCUGGUUUCGUAUGAUUUCUACUCUGUGCUUGCGAUUCUGGCCUUAAUAAACGGGGCUGGACUUGGGACUAUCGGUAUAAUCUUAAUGCCGGUAGCCCAGGAAGUCUUGUCUGAAGCAGACCUUUCCUUGAAGGGAUAUAUGCUAUCUCUGCCGUUCUUCGCUCUUGGAGAGACAUGUGGCGGUGCGAUCGCAGGUGUGUUUUACGAAGUCACCGGGAAUUAUGAUACGGCUUUCUUCUUCCUGGGAGUCAUUUCGACGUGUAUCGUCGUCGUCCUCAUCACAGAACGAACCUUUGCAUCCUGGUCAAAACGAGGGCGCUAGACACCGUCGUCAGUGAUGAACAUUUUUUAGCUUGUAAAAACUUCUAGUUCUUUGCAUUUUAUGCCUAAAUAUAUUCCUGACAGUGUUUGAAGUCCUGUGUACAGGAUGAAAAAUGACUACUAUUACAUAAUUGCCAUUUUCUCAUACAGGAACCAAAAGUGAUAUUUUUAUGAUAUAAUUCCAGUAUUUGAAAGCAAAAGCUCUCAGCUUUAGUCUGUAAAUCUGCCGAUCUUAGGAGCAAUAGACAAAGUCAACUUUUGUUACUACUUACUAACUAACUAACUAACUAACUAUAACUACCGAACUAAAUAACAAACUAAGUAACUAACUAAGUAACCAUUAACGGACUAACGGAGAGACGCGAUGAUUUGUUGAGCUGCUACCCGCAACUAAAAAUGAAACAUAGACCUCUUUUACUUUAUUUUAUAUGACAAAAGUGAAUUUUGAUAAGCAACCUUUCAACGUCUAUGUAACGAUUGACGGCAUAUUUGCUUUGAAUAAACAAAGGGUUCUUGAGUUGGAAAACUGUAACUGUCUCCGGCGUGGAUUUGGCUUGGAUCGAUUUAGGCUCAACAUGGUGCCAAAAUGAAAUUCGAUUGCGAUAUCAAAUACUAGAGUGGUGUUUCUCAGAGUUGAAAGGAAUUACGAGAUGCGAUGAGUUGUGUCGUUAGCACAGUAACACUGAGAAUCCUUUAUUGAGCCUGUCAGGUCAUGAUGAGGGCAGUUUAGGUCUACGGGUCUCAAUGCUUUGUUCGUCUUGGGGUGUAGGGAAUUAUAAGAGGGUCAUUCGUGGUCACUGAAGGCUGAGAGCUACUGACAACACCACGUGAUUUCUUGGAUACUCUCCUCCUUGCCCGAGAUGAAGACGGCACCGGUCUCAGGGAGCAGGAGAUCAUAGAUGAAGUCAACACUUUCCGCUACG